UGCCUUUGUGAUAAGACACAAGCCAGUACAAUUCCAGAGAAAGACACAAUUGAAGCAUGAAAAAUAUCCUGAGUAUUUUUUCUCUGGGGCUUGUGUUACUCUUCGUAACUGUGCAAACCGGAUGCAAUGGACAAAAGGAUCCAGGAAACAAUGGAGAGUUCAGAGGUUUGCUCGGGCCCAUCAAGAGGUUUGAGUGCGCAUUCCUGAAACCGGUGAAGUUUAUAAUCCCAUGGUUUCCUAAAUGUCCGAAUUCACAAUCGAGGAACUCUGACUCUGAUUCCUCGAGUUUAUCUUCGUCGUCAAGCUCAUCCUCGAGUUCGUCGUCGAGUUCGGAAGAAGUGCAGCCUGAAGUAGAAUCGCCCGAGCAAUCACCAGAGGAACAGUCUCCAGAAGCAGCAGGAUCAUCUGAGGAAGCGCCUCCACCGGAACCAGAACCUGAAUCAGAAGCAGAACCCGAAACCGCAGCAGAACCAGAACCCGAGUCCGAGUCCGAGGUUGAAACAGAACCCAAAACUGAAUCAGAACCAGAACCUGAGCCCGAGACAGAAUCAGAACCAAAACCUGAGCCCGAGAUAGAACCAGAACCCGAACCUGAGGCCGAGACGGAACCAGAACCGGAACCCGAGGCCGAGACAGAGCCAGAACCCGAGGCCGAGACAGAACAAGAACCCGAGUCCGAGUCCGAGGUUGAAACAGAACCCGAAACUGAAUCAGAGCCAGAACCUGAGCCCGCUGCAGAAUCAGAACCCGAACCUGAAUCAGAAUCAAAACCUGAGCCCGAGACAGAACCAGAAGCUGAACCCGAACCUGAAUCAGAACCCGAACCACCGCCAGAAAAUCCGCCAUCGGAACCGGAACCGCUACAGGAGGAAACAGCACCAGAACCAGAUAAAUCGCCUGAGGAACAGCCAGUAGAAGAUAAUUUCUAUUAUUACGACGGCGAGUUAACGCAGUUCAGCAUUCAAACAAGAACUGACAAUGACUUGACAGUAGACAACCGAAACUGUGAUGAGCUCCCUUGUAAUUUCAACUGGGUUCACGAUGUCACUGCUGACGACGAUAUUAUGAUGACAUAUGAAGUGCGAAUGAUGGGGAAAAUCCUGGAAUCGACAAUGCAAAAUCCUGUCGGAUUCUGCGAUGCCAGUAGAAAACCACGGAAUUCCGUCGACCACGCAAUGUGGAAAAGUAUUUCGUCGAUGGUUGCCAGCGGCACCGACACUUGUCCGAUAGCAGCUGGCACGUAUGAACUGGACGAACCUAUACCAGCACUUGCUUACGCAUCCAAAACCGAAUUUGCGUGCACAUUUUUCACUGUUAAUUUCGAAUUAUUCCAUAAUGGAUCGAAACCAUUUGCGGAUGGAGAAAUGUAUUACGCCAUAAUUGACGUUGAAUCAGAUGAAGAAAAAUGCGAUAAGUUUUUCAGUGAGUCGAUUCUAUGAAUUUUCAAUUUUCAG
Messenger RNA from Fopius arisanus, 1454 nucleotides. Its product is annotated as proteoglycan 4-like. The record is from RefSeq and is a predicted model, not a curated record. Lineage: Eukaryota; Metazoa; Arthropoda; Insecta; Hymenoptera; Braconidae. The transcript has 5 exons. Bases 57 to 1439 code for a protein of 460 amino acids.